AUGGGACAGGCUGCAAACUUACCCUGCAGAAAAAGUGGUACAUAUGUCACUGAGCUUUAUGAAUGGUUCAGGAAAUUCCUGAACGAGUGUCCCAGUGGAUUGAUCACCCUUCACGAGUUCAGACGUCACUUCUGUAAUGGCACUGUGGGAAAAGAGUCUGCAGAGUAUGCCGAGCAGAUCUUCCGCACGCUAGAUAACAAUGGGGAUGGAGUUGUAGACUUCAGAGAGUAUGUGACAGCCAUCAGCAUGCUGAUAGAGGGUUCGACGGUGGAGAAGCUGCGAUGGUCCUUCAAACUCUAUGACAAAGACAAAGAUGGAGCCAUAACACGGUCAGAGAUGCUUGAAAUCAUGCAGGCCGUGUACAAAAUGAGUGUAGCAGCAUCACUGACCAAACCUGAUCCACUGACUGCUGAAGAGUGCACCAAUAGGAUAUUUCAAAGGCUGGAUAAAGACAACAAUGCCGCGAUCAGUCAAGAGGAAUUCAUUGAAGGGGCAAUGAAUGAUGAAUGGAUCAGGGAAAUGCUGGAGUGUGAUCCAAACACAGUGAAGAUGGAGAGGCCGGUGAAAGGACACACGGGCAUCUAA
Molecule: messenger RNA, 585 nt
Organism: Triplophysa dalaica
Lineage: Eukaryota; Metazoa; Chordata; Actinopteri; Cypriniformes; Nemacheilidae
Exons: 5
Coding region: 1-585 (194 amino acids)
Molecular function (GO): calcium ion binding
Source: RefSeq, a predicted model, not a curated record